Alosa alosa (allis shad) is the source of this 5019-nucleotide messenger RNA. It is a transcript of the gene hnrnpua, whose product is annotated as heterogeneous nuclear ribonucleoprotein Ua. Gene Ontology annotation, cellular component: inactive sex chromosome; telomerase holoenzyme complex; CRD-mediated mRNA stability complex. The transcript is spliced from 14 exons. Gene Ontology annotation, molecular function: RNA polymerase II cis-regulatory region sequence-specific DNA binding; RNA polymerase II C-terminal domain binding; poly(G) binding. NCBI's taxonomy places the organism in Eukaryota, Metazoa, Chordata, Actinopteri, Clupeiformes, Clupeidae. The record is from RefSeq and is a predicted model, not a curated record. Gene Ontology annotation, biological process: RNA localization to chromatin; regulation of mitotic spindle assembly; positive regulation of attachment of mitotic spindle microtubules to kinetochore. The coding region runs from base 218 to 2590 and encodes 790 amino acids.
UUCAUUUGUCACAUCCACGACUACUGCUGCCAGUUGUAGUGGGUCAUCGGUACUGGCUGUUGGGGCUUGGCGCAGUGAAAAUUCCAGGCGGCUACACUGUCAACCUUGUCGCCUUUCGACAGCUUCCUCGUCAUUUCUUUUCUUUUUUUCGAGGCUGUUUUAAAUUACAGGUUGCGUGAGACAUUGCAUAGACGUCGAAUUUUCUCAAGCUUCCACAAUGAGUUCUAUAAACGUCAAGAAACUGAAGGUAAAUGAGCUGAAGGACGAGCUGAAAAAGAGGCAGCUGUCCGACAAGGGACUGAAGGCCGAAUUAAUGGACCGGCUGCAGGCCGCUCUGGACCAAGAGGCCCAAGGCGGAGGCGGUUUCGUUCCUUCGGAGAGAGAAGCCAAUGGUGCUGACGACGACGAUGGAAGUGGCCUGAACUUAAUGGGAGACGAGGAUUUGGAGGAUGAUCUGGUCGGAGAGAGCAUGGAGGCUGAUGACGACGAGGAAGAUGGAGAGGGGGGCGACGCUAACGUUGAUUUUUCUGCUGAUGUUGUCGGCGAGCAGCAAGAUGAUGAUAUGGGGGAGGAGGAGGAGGAUGCCGGUGUAGAAAUGGAUAAGUCGGACGAAGACGAAGAUGCUCUUCUCAAAGAGGAUGAUGAAGAGAUGGACAAAUUCGAUGAUGACGACGCGGGGUUGGGAUCUCUGCCCGGGGAUGGGGAUGCGGACAAAGACAAGAGAGAUGAACAGAAGAAUAAGAAGGGGGUUAAGAGACGCCGGGAAGAACAUGGAAGGGGCUACUUUGAAUUUAUUGAAGAAAGCAAAUACAGCCGAGCCAAGUCCCCCCAGCCCCCUCUCGAGGAAGAGGAUGAGGAGUUUGAUGACACCACUGUAUGUCUGGACACAUACAACAGUGACCUGCACUUCAAGGUGUCACGGGAUCGCUACAGCGCCUCCUCCCUCACCAUGGAGAGCUUCGCCUACCUGUGGGCCGGGGGUCGCGCUUCCUAUGGGCUGGCCAAAGGGAAGGCCUGCUUCGAGAUGAAGAUUAUUGAGAAGAUCCCGGUGAAACACAUUUCCAGCAAGGGCAUCGAGAUCCACGAGGUUCUGGUGGGAUGGUCUCUGCCCAGCGGUACUCUGCUUCUGGGUGAAGAGGAGCACUCUUAUGCCUUUUCUACAAAGGGCAAGAAGACCACAAACUGCAAGACGGAGGACUAUGGAGAGUCGUUUGAUGAAAAUGAUGUAGUCGGAUGCUUCAUCAACUUUGAUGGUGCAGAGGUGGAGCUCUCUUUCUCCAAGAACGGUAAAGACCUGGGCGUGGCGUUCACGGUCAGCAAGGAGAGCCUGGCCGAUCAGUCCCUGUUCCCACACGUCCUGUGCCACAACUGCGCCGUGGAGUUCAACUUCGGCCAGCAGGAGGCGCCCUUCUUCCCCAAGCCCGACGGCUUCACAUUCCUGCAGCAGAUCCCCGUGACGGAGCGCGUCAGGGGCCCCAAAGGACCCGACACCAAAGAGGAAUGCGAGGUCAUUGUCAUGGUGGGACUUCCGGGCGCGGGCAAGACCUCGUGGGUCACCAAACACACCAAGGAGAACCCUGGGAAGUACAACAUCCUGGGAACCAACACCAUCCUGGAGAAGAUGAUGAUUGCCAGCCUGAAGCGUCAGAUGAAGGACGUGACAAAACUGACCGCCAUCUCUCAGCGAGCCCCGCUCUUCCUGGGGAAGUUCAUCGAGAUUGCCGCCCGCAAAAAGAGGAACUACAUCCUGGACCAGACCAACGUCUCAGCUCCGGCCCAGCGGAGGAAAAUGUGUCUGUUCGCCGGCUUCCAGCGCAAGGCCGUGGUGGUCUGCCCCUCGGACGACGACUACAAGCUGAGGACACAGAAGAAGGCUGAGACAGACGGGAAAGACGUCCCUGAGCACGCUGUCCUGAAGAUGAAGGGCAUCUACACCCUGCCUGAGGAGGGUGACUACUUCACUGGGGUGAGCUACGUAGAGCUGCAGAAGGACGAGGCCACCAAGCUGCUGGAGCAGUACAAGGAGGAGAGCAAGACCUCGCUGCCCCCGGAGAAGAAACCCAACCAGGGGGGAGCGCCGCCCAAGAGAGGGGGCAACAGGAGCAGGGGGGGCAAGAACCAGUUCAGCAGGGGCGGAGGAGGGCAGGGGCAGCGAGGAGGACGAGGGGGCUUCCAGAACAGAGGCAACUUCAGAGGAGCGCCGGGUCCCCGUGGCGGUUUCAACCGGCCACCUCGAGGCUUCCUGCCCCCCCCUGCCUUCCGAGGGGGCUUCCCCAACCGCGGGGGCUUCAACAACCGGGGCGGCGGCAUGCCCAACAGGGGCGGGGCACCCCGGGGGGGCCCUGGCAGGGGCAACAUGGGGAACAUGGGCAACCGCGGAGGCGCCAUGCACAGGGGUAACAUGGGAAACCGCGGCGGAGGCAACAGAGGCAACUUUAACCAGAAAUUCCGCGGACGAGGAGGCAACAACCGGGGUUUCAAGAACGGCAACUUUGGCAUGAACAAGGCCCAGGCUUUCAACCAGAGCUGGCAGCAGGGGUUCUGGAACCAGAAACCGUGGAGCCAGCAGUACCACCCAGGAUACUACUAAAGACCACACAGAGAGAGUGAAAGAUAGAGAGUGAAGGAGAGAAAACAACAUCACUCCAUCCUCCUGUCAAGCGCUAAGGGCCUCCGUCUGUAGAACAUGUCCGCUUUGAUCACCUCAGUGUUGGUUCGGUUCUGUUUUUGUUGCUUUUUGAAGACACUCAAGACAUUCCACAGCUGAGGGUAUGUCACCAGAGGGGACCAAUAUCUCUCUGAGUCACCUGUUGUCCUAGGUUCUUUUUAUUUCUUUAACGUUUUUAUUUUCAUUUUCGUAAUAUACUACAAAAUUUGUUUUUGUUUUGGCCACCUGUUUCACAGCUUGGAGAAGCGUCAGCGUUAAAAUCAGGGUGGGAUGGUUUUUGAAGCUUUCAGGGCUCUGCUUUCUACUUGUAAAUGUACUUUUUACUACAGAUAUCAGUAAGGUUUUAAGUUUUUCGUUUGUUGUAUACAUCGUCAUGAGUCCAUUAUUAUCAGUAGGAAACAGAACUCAUUCUAGGAGCAUGAAGCAGCUUUGAGUAUUUGUAUCUGCAGGCUCGCUUGCAACCGUAUACAAUAUAAUACUGGUUGAAUACUAAUGCCUAAAGAUGUUGAAUUGGCCUGAAAAUUGUUUAAAAACAACAGUGACUAUUGAAGCAGAUGCCAGAAAAAACUAUGUUUAACCAGCUCAUUUAUCAGGAAAUAAGUUGUAGAAUCCUGAGAAUCUACAUAAUAAUCUUUUUUUAAGUUUUAAUGAAAUUUCAGGUUUUUAAACCUAAUGCUGGUUAAAUAGAGUUUUCACUAGCAAUAGGUCCAAUAGCCACUGUUCUAAAAAAAAAGUUUAAGCCACUUAAAAAAAAAAAAAAGAAGUUAUAACAACACUAAAUGGUCAAUGUCCAUAUUUGUAGAUAUCAAUAAUUAAAAGUGUAAGAUAUUUCAAUCAGAGCAGUCAAAGAUACAUGUGGUGUGAAAAUGAUAACGUCAUGGCUUUGCCUAUUUUUGAUUGGAGUAUACAUAUAUAUUAAAAAUAGCAACACUUGUUUGUUCACAAAUUAACAGAUACAGUAAGCUUUGAAGUUAGUUGUUGCAGUAGUCAUUUAGGAUUUACCAAGGUAUUAAAUUGAGGCAUAUAUUGCCCAGGUUUUAGGAGUGUAAAUAUUGAUGGUUCCAGUCCUUUAGUCCUUGCUGUCAUUAUAGACAUUGUCGUGGGUCUUUGGUUUCUCUCCGCUGGCAGGACACUCUGGGUAUGCCAGUGAGGAUCGUAGUUUUUUUUUUUUCUUGUAUGCUUUUAUUUUUUUAUCAUGUCAAAUGUCAUCGACUUGCAUCAGUACUUUUUUUUUUGCAAACAUUAGACUGGUUUUGGGUGUGUAGGUGUGUUUGCGCAAUCAUGUUCUGACACCCCCUCUGAAAUGUUUACAUGGUUUUAUCGGCCACACUGUGUUUUAGCAUGACAUGCACAAUAGGACGGAAUAGACCACAAUGUGUUCGAGUUAAGAGAUGGAGUCUGAAUUUAAGCAUUGGUAGUUGGAUUUGACCAGGUCAGUGGAGGUUGACGUUUGCACUGAAAUAACAACAACCUGAAUCAUCAGCGAAGACCACAGAAGCACAUUCAUUGUAAUCAAUGUAAACAGUUCAUGUUCUCUUACAAUCCUCCAGACCCAUGGUAAGGAGAGGAAGAUAAUACACCCCUCCGUUCAUAACAAAGGCACAUAUAAUGUUGUUACUAGUAAGUUAUUAUGCCAUAUUUUUAUUUCCCAUUGUUUGUGCAUUAAGUAUAAAUUAUAACUAUAGUACAACUGAUUAGGUUAGUAGAAAAGUGAUGUGUUUGUGAUUUACAUUUCAUAUUUGAAUUACACUAUUGUUUUAGAUUUGUUACAGUAUAGACCAUUUUCUUCUGUUAAUAUUGUGAAAUUUUCUUCAUUCUUAUGGAGUCAUAAUACAGUAUUUGUUGACUCUCUUUGUGAGUGGUUAUAUUCACAAAGUCGUCUGAUGCAAGACCAACCAUUUAUUUUAUUAUUUAAGAUGAAAAUUGCUUUUCAAAGCAAAUUUUAUUGCAGAUAUACCAUAUAUAUAUAUAGAAUCCGAGUGUUUUAUACAAAGUAACAAAAUUAUGUGGUUAACAAUGGCAUGCACUGUAAGAAGAAACUAGUUUGCAGUUGGUUUGAAGUGGCGCUUGCUUGUCAUAGUGUUUGUUAGUGUACAAGUAUUUGGUCAGGUGAUGUGUAUUGUUCUCGGAUAAUGUUAACAUUUUGUAAGAUAGACUUUAUUUGUUUGUUUCUUUCUUUUUUUAUACCUUGCUAUGUUUUGUAUUUUGCUAUUUUAAGACUUAAAACUCAAAAGAAAAAAAAAACACUGACCAAAUAGUUUAUUUAUUCCGGUUCCACUUACUCUUCACGAGUAAAGAAAUUAUGUCUUUUUUGAAAUUAUAAUAAAGUGGCAAUUAUGAGCCUCAAAUUC